Molecule: messenger RNA, 1057 nt
Organism: Dissoconium aciculare CBS 342.82
Lineage: Eukaryota; Fungi; Ascomycota; Dothideomycetes; Mycosphaerellales; Dissoconiaceae
Exons: 1
Coding region: 190-819 (209 amino acids)
Source: RefSeq, a predicted model, not a curated record
AUUUUCCUGAACGGCAGCAGUGAUGCAAAGUGAAUGACAGCAGCCCAAGCAAAAGGAAUAUUGAUUGAUGGGGCACAGGCAGGGCAGUGGGCGCGCGGGCGGACGGGGGCGACUUCGCUUGCUGUGUCAUGAGACAGGCAGCCCCAAUGGUGGUCCAGAAUGUGUCGGCGAUAGCGAUGUCGAUGGUGAAUGGAUGUUUUUUUUGGUCGGUGCGUGUGUGGGGAGAGUCGGCGUGAGUGCAUGUGCGGUACAAUUCUUCUGCGGUACAGUAUACUGUAUAGAGUAGAACAUCAGUCCUCUUCGGGCAAAUUGCCUACCAAUCCCACUUGGGCAUGUAUACUUGGAAACAGUAGGUGCGAAAUCGCUCCCACGACCAUCAUUCGUGCAUCUGCGGAAAAGGUGCUCACGCCGCCAACAUCAGCCGAGCAGGCUCGAUCACGGGCAGGCGGCACGUCGACCGCGAACAGCUGCGACACUGAGCAUACGCAACGACCGUACGGUGGGAGGGUGGGGGAGGACAGACGAGGCGAUGGGAACUUCUCGACAAACCAGUUUGGUAAGCAGAAGACGAAGAAGAACCUGUUUGUGUAUAUCGUCGGGCAGGACUGCAUUAGGGCGGAGAUCGAUAGGCUGGCGGUGACGGGUAGGUGCAGAUAUCCGCUGCAGACUUGCGCUCCACCGCCGAUGAGGGCUCAGUUCGCACGAUCCCGCCGCCCAUGUUGCUGCUGCUGCUGCCCGAGUAGAGGGAGGGAGAGAAGAGCAGCCUGGCGAACUGUGCCAUUCCGCGCGUGUCCUCCACGGGCGCGCGGAAAGGAUUGAUUCCCAUGACGAUGAUUCUCACGUUUCAGGAUUUGUGUGGAGAUAGACCAUCAUCAUGCUCCUCCCAAGCCCAUGAGCAGCUGACUUGCCCUACGCGCUUCCAGUGACCAUCGCAAACACGAUUCAGAUCGGCUGCAAGCAUUUUGAGCAGUAAAAUCCGUCUGAAUGGACAGUUCACGACGAGCAGAAGCGCCCUCAAUCAAACUCCCAACAGGCGAUGAGGUCCAACUGACAGGUU